GCAAAAAUGAUCCACCAAAGAUUUAAAUUAGUUAAUUUUCUUGAGGCAGGGUGAAAUAUAUUGCAUGUCACAACUUUUAUGAUGAGAGUCUGUCUUCUUUUAUAUUUACUGCCGUGUUUUCAUACUUUUUAGCAACAAUAUAUACAAUGCACAGAAGAAUCAAUUAUAUCAAUAAACUAAUUUUUUUCAAAAUCAUUCUCAUGCUUUUAUGUAAAAGCACUUUAAAUGAUGCUAAAGAAAAUAAGACAGAAGAUUCAUCAAGUGUUGAUUUAACAAACUCUGCUAGCAAUGUUUUGGCAACAAAUGUUGUGAACAAGGAAGUAUUUACUAUAACAUUGCAGUUUGUCAUCAGAAGCUCAAUUGAUGAUGGAACAAAGUUAUUACUAAUACACAAUUCGUCAAAAACACUGCUAUCCAUUUCACUAAAUAAAGACUGUAUCACCUAUCAAUACAAAAGAAAGAUUUAUACACUUCCAGUAGUAUUACAACAAGAUAAACAAGUUAGUUUGCAUAUUGAACACAAUGCUCACAAUGUUGUUGUGUAUUAUAAUUGUAUGAAAAUAUUUGAGAGCACAAUGGAGGUUACUGAUGAUAAUGCAGAUGAUUUCAUCAAAGAGAAACAAAGCAUAUUCCUGCAAAACAAUGUACAUAUCUGUGUUGCAAGACUCACAUCAAAACCACAUGAUUUUACAUUGUGUAAAAUCACUGGAUGCAGUCAAGGUACAAAAUCCAGUAAUAGUCAUCAUCUUAAGAAAGAAUGCAAUGCUAUUGUAGAGCUAGUACUUGACAACGUUGAUGUGGAGUUAGAUGAAUAUACUAGGAAGCAUUUACUAUCCUUGCCAAAUAAACAAAAAGAACAGUUCAAAGGAUUCAGUGCGGAGAUAUAUUCACAACUAACACCCUCCUCCACAGAUAGCACUAUUCCAACAAGAAAAACAGUUACUUUUACAGAGGAUAUAUUACCAAAGCAGGAAGAAAAACAUGCUUGGUAUGAUCCGCAGAAAUAUUUUAUACAGUAUAUCAGAGGGCCAAAAGGAGUUAGAGGAAUUCAGGGAGAAAAAGGCAGAUUGGGUCCACCUGGUUAUGAUGGACCACCAGGUCUGAGAGGACCAAAAGGAUAUAGAGGCAUGAGUGGAGAACCUGGAGAAGUUGGGGACCCUGGUGAAAAAGGUGAAAGGGGACUUCGUGGAAUUGAUGGCAGACCUGGUGUUAGACUUGGACCAAAGGGAGAAAGAGGGGACUAUGGAAUGACAGGCGAAGAUGGUUCAAGAGGAAUAAGAGGAUUCAAGGGCUACAAAGGCCGUCAUGGAGAUCCAGGUCCUCCAGGGAAUGUGGGCCAGCAGGGAAAUCGUGGAGAACCAGGAGCAUCAGGUCCACCAGGUCAACGAGGUAUUCUUGGAAUGAAGGGUAAUGAAGGAAGAAGUGGGAAAAAAGGAAUUCAAGGGAAAAAAGGACCACCUGGCCGACCUGGAAAGUUUGGUGCACAAGGUGUACGAGGAAAGCCUGGUGAAACGGGGCCACCCGGAAUAAAAGGAUAUCCAGGGAGUGCUGGUAGAAUGGGUUUUGUUGGAAGUGAUGGAAGCACGGGUCCUAAUGGCAAACAAGGUCCUUUUGGCCCAAGAGGAGUCAUGGGUGACCAAGGAUACCCUGGGUUGCCAGGAGCGUUUGGAAAUCAAGGACAAGAGGGAGAUAUUGGUGAGACUGGAGUGAUUGGUAUUAAAGGAAUCCAGGGCAGAGAUGGUGCAGAUGGCCCAGUUGGAGAUAUAGGCAAAAAAGGUGAUAGGGGAGUUGCUGGUAUGAGAGGUGGAAUUGGUGAAAGGGGGCCUCAAGGAAAGAGGGGUUUAAAAGGUAUUAAAGGUGAUAAAGGUUAUGUUGGUUUUCAUGGUUACAAGGGUAUUCCUGGAACAGCUGGUGAUCAUGGUGCACCUGGUGAACUAGGAAGGAAGGGACCAAAAGGUGAUGCAGGCAUGAAAGGUAUUCUUGGUUUUAAAGGAGACAAGGGAUCUUUUGGUGUUAAUGGUGUUGAAGGACCUAUGGGUGAAGAGGGUGCAAUAGGAGUACCAGGACCAGUUGGAGAUUCUGCAAUUGAUGGAGAAAAGGGUAGCAAAGGUAUCGUAGGAGAUCCUGGACCAGUUGGUGAAAAGGGAGAACGAGGAAAUAUUGGAAAGCCAGGAACACAAGGACAAAAGGGUAGAAAGGGAAGUAGAGGACCUGCUGGAAAAAUUGGUCAAAAUGGCCCAAAAGGAGAAAUGGGCUAUCCAGGACAUCCAGGUGAUAUUGGUGAUGCUGGUUAUUUUGGAUUACAGGGUUUUAAAGGACCAACUGGUGAGGAAGGUCCAGAAGGAUUAGUUGGGUUUGCUGGUGUGAAGGGUGCAAAUGGUUUAAAGGGAAAACGUGGUGCACAAGGAAAAAAGGGUCAUGCAGGAGCACAUGGCGAGGAAGGACCACCUGGGCUGAAGGGUGAAGCUGGAAGCGUUGGAAAAAAUGGUCCACAAGGAGAUCAGGGGCUUGCCGGUGCUCAAGGAAAAGCAGGAGAUACUGGUCCUGAAGGUGCUCAGGGAUUAAUUGGUAAACCUGGAGCAGAUGGACCAAUGGGACCUGAUGGUAAAGUUGGUGAAGCUGGAGCUAUAGGUUUUAAAGGAAAAAUUGGUGAUAUUGGUCCACAGGGUGACAAAGGUGCACCAGGUUUACAAGGACGCCGUGGGUUACCUGGCAAAAGAGGUUCCCCUGGUGCGUUUGGUGCUAUGGGAAAAGAAGGACUUCAAGGGCAAAAGGGGUUGGCAGGAGAUGAAGGACCACCUGGUUUUAAUGGUGAAAUGGGUGGCCCGGGCAGAAGAGGUGAAGCAGGUGAACCUGGAAAACCUGGAGUUGCAGGUGUACAGGGUAUGAAAGGAUUUCAUGGCAAAAAUGGUUACCCUGGACCAGCAGGUGACACAGGACCAAUUGGUGACCCAGGGCUUCCUGGAAAGUUGGGAGCCACGGGUGCUCAAGGUGCACCUGGUCCAUAUGGACGUGCUGGAUCACCUGGCCCACCUGGGAAAAGGGGAGAGAAAGGACCAGUGGGACCGAUAGGUAUGAAUGGUCCUAGAGGUGAAAGGGGCGAAGCCGGAGACGAAGGCAAAUCAGGAAUACCUGGAAAAUCUGGAUUGAAGGGCGAAGAAGGUGAUAUUGGAUUUAGAGGCGAUCAAGGAGAACAAGGUCCUCAGGGUAUUUCUGGUCAAAAAGGUGAAGUUGGCGAACAUGGGGAUGAUGGGUUUAUUGGUUUGCAAGGAGACAAUGGUGAUCCUGGAUUGAUUGGAGAGACUGGUGUUAUGGGUAUACCAGGUAAUCCAGGUAGACGGGGUGAUGUUGGUAAAAGAGGACCACCUGGUGAAUCAGGAUUGAAAGGAAAAGGUGGUUCUGAUGGAGCACAGGGUGAAAAGGGAAUUCCUGGAAUCAAAGGUACAAAGGGAAAGUAUGGACCAUCUGGGUUUCCUGGUUUACAAGGACCGCCAGGAGAAGAGGGUUCUCGUGGAAAGCUUGGUAACGUUGGUCCGUCUGGUCCACUUGGAAAAGCUGGUGAACGUGGAGCACAAGGGAUGCAGGGUGGAGUUGGACCAAAAGGUUAUGUUGGACCAAAUGGGAAAGCAGGCGAAGUCGGCGAUCCUGGACAAACUAGUCAAGUUAAAGGUGACAAAGGGUUGCCUGGAAAACAGGGUUCUAAAGGAUUACCUGGUCCAAGAGGUUCAUCUGGCAUAAAAGGAAACAAAGGUGUUUUAGGAGUCCGUGGUCCAAAAGGUGUGUCAGGAAUGAGAGGCUUACCAGGAGAUAGGGGAGAACUUGGAGAAAUUGGUCCACCUGGGCCUGUGGGUGCUUUUGGCGAUAAAGGACCACCCGGUUAUCCUGGUCCAGACGGACCAGAAGGACCACAAGGUUACCGUGGAGAAGACGGUCGACGCGGUGAAUGGGGUGAAAAAGGGUUUCCCGGACCUCGUGGUGAUGUGGGAAGACCUGGUCUACCUGGUAGUGAUCCUCCCGUGCGGAGCCUUUAUCCUGGUUACGUCCAAAAGCAUGGGAAUAAUCCAGGCAAGUUUUACCGUGCAUUAGCCGGUCGGUUCUUAUCACUCAUUCAAUUUGAAGUCGACAGUAUCAAGUAUCCAGCUGGGACACGUGAUAAUCCAGCAACAAAUUGCAAAGAGCUAGCUGAUAGUGGAAAAGAACUCGAAGAUGGGUUCUUCUGGGUGGAUCCAAAUCGAGGAUGCGCAUGGGACGCUUUAGAAGUGUUUUGCAAUAUCAGCGCAGGAGGAGAGACGUGUUUAAGACCGAAAACUCCAUUGUAUAACAUAAACAAUAUGAAAGCUGAUGAAGACGAAGAAGUCGUUCUCUCAAGGCACGCAGAGAUUCAAUAUGGUUUGGGGCGACCACAGUUAAAUUUCGUACACCUUUUAAGCAAUGAACACACUUACCAAACUAUAAAAUUACGGUGCACAAGACCUCUACGAUAUUUGGAUAAUAUUAAACUUUUUGGUUGGAACAAGAAGCCAUUUAAUGCAGAUGAUCGUAACAGAGUUGAUGUUCUCUUUAAUACGUGUCGCAAUGCUAGCAAAAAAGCUCCUGGAGAAGUACAUCUGCGUAUAUUCACAGACAUGGAUUUUACUGAUUUACCGAUUGUGGAUGUUAGCAUAAAACACGAACAAAUAGAUGGUGUGGAGCUGGGAAACAAUUGUUUUCUUUAAGUCGAUUCUUUUAGUAUGUCAUUUGCGUUAUGUUAACCUUUUCUAUAAUAGCAUUUUUACAGAUUUAUAAUAAGACUUACGGAAUAUGUACAUUUUAUAUGAAAAAAAGUAGCUGCUAGAAUUUAGAAAAGCGCCAAGUGUGUCUGGGGACUUGUAACGUUUAAAUAACAAUGUGAAAGUAAAAUACAAACCUUAUCGAACAAAAAAAUUUGGACAAAGGUGACCGAAGUAUUUUUAGGUUAACAAUGGUUAAAUUUUGUUCGACGAAUUAUGUAUUGGAAUAUUUCUUAAAAAAUUUAAAUCUACAGUUGUUUUAACUUUAGAGAUAUAAUUUAAAGAUUUCAACUUAAAAACCAGUUGAUUUUAUCUUAAUUUUAUCUUUACCGAGUUUUCAGUCAUACUGUGCGAUUAGAUCCGUGUUACUAAAAAUAGAAUAUAUGGAGUUGCUUACAAAAAAUUUAUCACAAAAUUAAUAUAAUAUUUUUUCAAUAAUUUUAUAGUUUUUAAUGAAACAUAGAUUUAAUUUAUUGCGUUUAUAUUUAUAUUUUUAUAUUAGUUUAUUAGAUCUUUUUUAUAUUCAACUUAUAUAAUAUGUUUUUAUAUACCUUAAAUAUAUUUUUUUAUUUACUUCAAAUUAUUCUGGAACGAAAGAUUUAUUUUUUAA
This is a messenger RNA of Hydractinia symbiolongicarpus, 5379 nucleotides long. RefSeq names its product collagen alpha-2(I) chain-like. The record is from RefSeq and is a predicted model, not a curated record. Gene Ontology annotation, molecular function: extracellular matrix structural constituent. Lineage: Eukaryota; Metazoa; Cnidaria; Hydrozoa; Anthoathecata; Hydractiniidae. The transcript has 71 exons. The coding region runs from base 147 to 4715 and encodes 1522 amino acids.